This is a messenger RNA of Trematosphaeria pertusa, 3481 nucleotides long. Its product is annotated as RNI-like protein. Bases 403 to 3297 code for a protein of 964 amino acids. The transcript is spliced from 2 exons. Gene Ontology annotation, molecular function: protein binding; protein-containing complex binding. The record is from RefSeq and is a predicted model, not a curated record. NCBI's taxonomy places the organism in Eukaryota, Fungi, Ascomycota, Dothideomycetes, Pleosporales, Trematosphaeriaceae.
AUCAUCGCUCAAGCACACCACGCCUCGCCCACAUCCACGACCAGCUUGCGGGCAUGCCCAAAUCGCCUCUGCAGCCUUUGCACGCCCUCCAGACGUAGCACCCACCGCGGCCCGCACUGCAUCCCACAUUGCGCCACCAAUGAGAGCUGACGCUUCCGCGCUGCCCACCCGCCGUCUCGCACCGUAGCCCUCACCGACACGACGCCCGGAAUUCUGCCCGCGCACGUCCAGACCGCGCUGCAUGUCCGCUGCAACACGCCAGAAUCGCCGCACUGCCGCAGCUUUGAGGCUUGAGCCGUCGCCGACGCCCGCCUGACGUCGCUCCCUUCCUGCCCGCCCAGCAGUUUGAUCCCCCAGCAACCCCGACAUCGCCUCGCACGUCGCCGCGCCGUCGCCACAACCAUGCGCAGAUACAGGCCCGCGGGCACCGCUGCCCACGGCAGGGCCGGCGGCGGUGUCAUGGUGCCUGACCCCUUCGCCAUGAUCCGCGCCUACGAAUCCGAUACAAACCCGACCAGGCCCAUCCGCCCCUCUCCUCUGACCGCGUCCACCAUCCAGGGCCUGCCGCUCGACCUUCUCGACAGACUGCGCAACUUUCCGCUGUUCCUCUCCGCCCCCGACUCCUUCCUUGCCGCCAUAGGAAGGCACCUCAAGCCGCAGCUCUACCAGGCGCACGACACCAUCCUCACCGAGGGCGAGCAGGGCAAGGCUAUGUAUUGGCUAGUGCGCGGCUCCGUGCGCGUCACGUCGCGAGAUGGGGAGAGCACAUAUGCAGAGCUAAAGCCAGGAGCUUUCUUUGGCGAAAUUGGGAUACUGAUGAACAUCCCCCGCACCGCAAACAUUAUCGCCAACAUGCGCUCGCUGGUGGUGCGGCUGAACAAGGAAGACUUGGGGAAGGAGCUGCCCAAGUUCCCCGAGGUGGAGCGCGCAAUCAUGGACGAGGCCAAGGAGCGCCUGUCCAUCUUGGAGCGGAAGAAGAAGGAAGUGGGCAAGAAGCUGCCGCUCGUGACUCGCCAGAACAAGCGCCCGCACGACCGGGUCGAGGGGGAUGUGAUAAUGACAGAAACGGGCCAGGUGCAAGGCGGGGAAGUCAUAAGCCUAUACAAGAAGAGGAAAUCCCCGAGCCCCGGUCUCGCCGAUGUUGCCGCCAUGAGCGUUUUCGGCACCGGGAGCAUAAAUGUGAGACUCUUGCUGAAAGAACUCCCGCUGUUCUCGAGCCUGCCCCCCGACAUCCUGCACUUUAUUGGCCUGAACGCCCAGCCACGUUCCUUCCCUCCCUUCACCGACAUCAUUAAGCAGGGUACCCAGGGACGCGACGUUUACUUUAUCGUCAAGGGCGAGGUCGAGGUCGUGAAUACAAAUCCACCAGUCGAGAACGGGCACGCCGCCGCAUAUCUGGGUCGAAGAAAAUCAAUCGCUGCCGGAGAGCACACGUUCCAGCAAGUCAAGGCACGGUUAAGACCAGGGCAGUACUUCGGGGAGGUCACAAGCCUAUCGCUUGCUCCUCGUCGGACGGCUACUGUUCGCUCCAUCUCAUCGGUGGAGUGCCUGAUGAUCAGCGGUGACGUGCUCAACGAGCUCUGGGAGAGGUGCACACCGGAUCUGCGCCGGCAGGUCGAGCAGGUCGCCAAGGAGCGGCUCCAGGCUGCCAAAGACAAUGACACGCAAAUGAGGGAUACUGUAGACAAUACUCCCAAGAUUGACGAGCUCGCCAUCGCCGAUAUCAUCAUCCCACGGACGCCGAGGAAGAAGAGCGUGCCGAGCGUCACCUUCAAUGACACUCCAAGCACGAUAGAAUUGGAAAGCCCAAUAACUCCUUCGCGGAGAGAGAAGAUGAUGGAGCCUUUCGAUCCCGACCCUUUUCUCAACGUCGACCUGGAUAACGUAAGGUCAAGAUCUCGGAGGGGCUCGCUCGCUCCCCCCACACCCGAUUCACCUACCAGUUCGUCGAAUGGCAUACCCAAAUCGCCGUCACCUAAUGGCACGCCCCUGCCUCCUUCACCAUUAUCGAAGCACGCUUCAACACCACCAGAACCAGCAUUCGAGAUCAAACGCCCAAGGAUAAUACGGCGGCCGAGCAGGUUCAGCAAGGGUAUCUUCCCGGAUCCUGUCUUGACCAGGAUUUUCAAGCAUCUUGAUGUGUAUGAGUUGAUGCAAUUACGUCUUGUAUCGACGCAUUGGAAGCACAUCAUCCAUACCUCACCGGAUAUCCUUCACACCCUCGACCUUACAAAAUAUAACCGCAGGGUGACCGACCGUGCUUUGGCCGACAUCAUAUGUCCAUUUGCUGGCAGCCGACCCAACUUAGUCGACAUCAGCAAUUGCUUCCAUGUGACAGACGAAGGCUUCGCAGCGCUAGCAUCAGUCUGUGGACCAACGGUCAAGAUAUGGCGCAUGAAGAGCGUAUGGGACAUUACGGGUCCGGCAGUUCUGGAGAUGGUGCAGAAAGCGAAGGGCCUUGAGGAAGUGGACCUCAGCAAUUGCCGCAAAGUGGGCGACAACCUGCUCGCUCGCGUGAUAGGGUGGGUAGUGCCAGAGCUUCCUCCCGCCAUGGCAAUGGCACAAGCACAACAGGCGCAAAUGAACGGACGACGCUCGUUCGGCCAGAAGAUGGCUGGAGCGAAUGGACAGCCUGCUCCCCAGCCGCUUCCUCCUGGGACAGUAGUCGGAUGUCCGAAAUUGCGGCGCUUGACGCUGAGCUACUGCAAGCAUAUCACGGACCGGUCAAUGGCACAUAUCGCAGUGCACGCGGCGAACCGAAUCGAGCAGAUCGAUCUUACUAGGUGUACGACUAUCACGGAUAUCGGCUUCCAGCACUGGAGCGUGUAUCCUUUCCCCCGGUUGACAAAGUUGUGUCUAGCGGACUGCACGUAUCUAACUGAUAAUGCAAUUGUGUAUCUCACGAAUGCGGCGAAGGGGUUGAAGGAGCUAGAUCUGUCUUUCUGCUGCGCCCUCUCCGACACCGCUACCGAAGUUCUUGCCCUAGGCCUCCCCUCGCUCACGCAUCUCAACCUCGCAUUCUGCGGUUCCGCCGUCUCCGACACGUCCCUCCGCUGCAUCAGUCUCCACCUUCUCGAACUCCGCAAUCUGUCCGUCCGGGGUUGCGUACGUGUGACGGGUACUGGUGUAGAAGCCGUUGUUGAAGGGUGUAGGGAUCUGGAAGUAUUUGAUGUCAGCCAAUGUAAGAAUUUGCAACGGUGGUUGGAUGCGGGAGGUGUCGAGGGGGUUAGGUCAAGGGGACGGAGCGUAAAGUUUGAGACGGUAGCAGAUGGGAAGUGGAGGACGGGGAGGCGGUGAGGCAAGGAGUGAGAAGAGGAAGACCUGGAAGGGAAGAUUUGGAAAGGAAAAGUCGAAAACGAAUUGUUGUAUACAGGGAGAGGCGGUCCAUUGGAUACAACACGAUUGAUGCCUGCAUAAGAGCGGCAAAACACUGUACAGGCUUUUUUAGAGGUUGAAUAUGAGCAAUUUCGAGGCCUUGGAG